This is a messenger RNA of Caenorhabditis sp. 36 PRJEB53466, 2476 nucleotides long. NCBI's taxonomy places the organism in Eukaryota, Metazoa, Nematoda, Chromadorea, Rhabditida, Rhabditidae. The record is from the annotation of a GenBank genome assembly.
AUGACAUCUUCAACGACGAACGAAUCAAUUACUUCAAAUAUUGGAUUGGUUAGUUAAGAAAUUAAUGCUGUAUUAGUAAUUUAGAUGGUAUCCUGGUAAACUUUAAUGCGCUAAAACCAAUAUAAAUAGCUUAGAGUUGGAUCAGUAUCUUAAGUUCUUAUCUGAAAAUCAUGGCCUGAGCUUCCAUCACGAGUAAUCCAGUAAAUUAUCUUGAGCACAAUUAUUAUCAAUUCUUGUUCUUUUUUCUUUCUUCAUUGUCUUUGUGUUCAGUUCGAUGGACCGUGUCCCCACAAACAGUCGUGAUGCUUCCGCGUGUUUGUUCACCACCGUACAUCAUAUUUUCCGACGCCAAAACGUAUUCUACUCCACUCUCUUGCUCAUUUAAGACUCUCGACAUAGUAAUGUCUUCCAAAUGUAACCCGAACUCCUGAUAUCGUGAAACUUCAAAAAAAGUUUGAAUUUACGUUUGAUAGUAGUCUAGGCUUUAUACAAAUGUAUAUUGUAAACUCAAGCAAGCAGUUUCCGGCUCCGCCUCCAUCAAAAGCAGAUUGGUGCGCCAUAUAGGCGGAGUCUUGGGUACGGUCGUCGGCGUUUGUAGUAAGAAAUGGACUAGAGACUGGGCAGAGUGGGGAGAGUGCGACACAAAAUGGGCGGUUCAAUGCGGAUUGGCGGCGAUGGAAAUCGCAUUUUGGUUGGAUGAGCCGAUGCUAGAGUUGAACGUUUUGAGUGUUUAAUACCCUAAGAUUUAACGUAAUCCGAGUAGCGGAUUGCAACUUGGUAUGAUAGACUUAACACAUCCUCACCUGGACGCAAAGUUCCAGUCUAUUCCCUUCUUCUGCUCUCUUUCACGAAGCUAUGAGUAAGUGUUGAUCUAUCAUACCAAAACUUAAAAAUAGUUAUGUUAAGAUGGUUUUCAUUUCUUGUUUCCUUCUCAUCUCCUCACUAUUACUUAUUUUAAAGAUUCCUACGCAAACUGCAAUCGGAGGAGCAGCUAUGAACGGUGGAAACUUUGUAAGUUCAUUCUCUGUUUGUUGAAUUAAAAUUGCUAUAGUAACUUGUCCAAGUGAUUGAUUUCGUGAAAGUUGUUCUAACCAGUACCAGUAGCUUCCUAUUCGUCAUUUCCUUUCUCUCUACAGGUAGGAAAUGGUAAUCAGCCUGAUGACACCGAAAAACAAUCAAAUUCAAAUUCAAUUCUGAAUUCACAUGAUUCUGCUUCUUCGCUAGCCCAUGGAACUCUAACUCCUGGAACGACUAUUGCAUCCACGUAUCCAGUCACAACUACAGUCGACUCAGCUUCUCUCUACUUCCAGCUAUCGGUGUGAUUUUGCCUUUCUCAAAUAUAACCGUUUGCAUGAUUUUCUUCACCUUGACAAUGUGUGUACUAGAACUAUGGUUUUCUUGAUCCUCACCAUCUAGAAAAUAAACUAGAAGAGUAGAACAACCAUGAAAUUACUAAUUUUUCAGCCGAUGCCUUACUUGCCGAAUGUGAGCUCUGCAACGAGUGUGGCGAACAUGACAGCCUAUUUCAACAAUAAGGGAACUUAUCCGACGCCACAUCUUGGCUUCUCAUCACCUGCUGGACCUAACUUUCUGCCCACAAGCAUGGGAUAUAUCGGUGGAACUCUCUCGGAAUGCCCGUCUGCAACCAUGUCCACAAUGUCCUGGAAUGCAAAUCAACCAAGGUAAGCGAUAAUUGCUCUAGCUGUUACAUGCUUGCUAUUGACAACCACAAAAAUCAACGAAACAUUUUAGCUUCUCAAGAAAGCAACGUCGUGAGCGCACUACCUUCACCCGAAAUCAACUAGAAAUUUUGGAGAGUUACUUCGUCAAGACUCGUUACCCCGACAUUUUUAUGAGAGAAGACAUGGCUCACAAAAUUCAAUUGCCAGAGAGUAGAGUCCAGGUAUGAAUCACAAAAAAUCGUAAGACAUUUCCAGUAAAUUUUCAAUACAGGUUUGGUUCAAGAAUAGAAGAGCAAAAGCAAGGCAGCAAAAGAAGACAAUGCCAAGUAAUGGAUCUGCUAAUGUCCUCAAUGGGUAGGAUCACUAUCUUUUGAUGAAUUCAUAUCAUUGCAAUGUCUUAAAGGUCUAAUGGUGCCUCAAGUGGCGGAUCUACCGGAAGCGAAGUCCAGCCUUCUAGUCCAGCAACCACUGAUAGCGAAUUAAAGUUUAACGACACAAUCAAGGAAGAAUGCGAAGAUCAGUCUACAUCUCCAUCCUCUGAAGAACAAAAAGUCGUGAACCCUUCGUAUAUCGACCCAAUUUCACCGUCAUCGUCGACCAGCUCUUACAACACAGCGACUUCUUUCCGACCCCAAGUUCAAUAUGCUUAUGGUAUGCUUCGAGAUUGGGAGAUAUAAUCUGUUCUGAAUGCGAUUACAGGAACCUACCCAGAAUACUUUCAAUACGGUCAAACCAACACCAACCCAACCAGCUCGUAUAGUUUGGAUGGGACGUGGAAGUUUCAGAUGAGCUGA